This is a messenger RNA of Pongo pygmaeus (Bornean orangutan), 3726 nucleotides long. RefSeq names its product minichromosome maintenance 10 replication initiation factor (gene MCM10). Gene Ontology annotation, biological process: DNA replication initiation; DNA replication. NCBI's taxonomy places the organism in Eukaryota, Metazoa, Chordata, Mammalia, Primates, Hominidae. Gene Ontology annotation, cellular component: nucleus; nuclear replication fork. Gene Ontology annotation, molecular function: single-stranded DNA binding; DNA replication origin binding. The coding region runs from base 499 to 3120 and encodes 873 amino acids. The record is from RefSeq and is a predicted model, not a curated record. The transcript has 20 exons.
GGCACCGGGUGAGGAGCGCGGGCCCCGGGCGUGCAUGUGACCCUCGGGCGGCGGAGCCUGGGCCGCCUCGCACGUCUCUGCGCGGGUUGCAAGGGGUCCGAGGGCUAGAGGCGCGGGGUCCCGGGAGCUCGGGUGGGCGCGAUCUGGAUUUGGCGGCAGCUUGGGACCGCUCGGGGCUGGCAUGGCCCGGCCGGGGGCUGGGAGUUGCCGGCCGUCUACUAAGGAAUCGGGUUCUUUCUUUUCAACGCAGCCUUUUAAGUGCUUGCCAAGUGCCUGCCGCCUGGGCUUUCUUUUAUUCAUUCAUUCAUUCAUUGAUUUCUCGUAUUCAUGAUUUGCCAAUGAUUAUUGAACGCGGACGGUGUGCAGGGCUCGGAUCACAUUUCCGCUGCCUUCGCGGCGCUUACAGUUUAAAGGCACGAGCAGCCAAGAUUCUACAUUGCUCAUCUGGGCACCUGAGCCUCCUUUGAAGUUUCCUGUCACAACUGUCCUCUUGACAGCAUGGAUGAGGAGGAAGACAAUCUGUCUCUGCUGACCGCACUGCUGGAAGAAAACGAGUCAGCCUUGGAUUGUAAUUCAGAAGAAAGUAACUUCUUGACGCAGGAAAAUGGCGAGCCCGACACAUUUGAUGAGCUCUUUGAUGCUGACGGUGACGGUGAAUCUUAUACAGAAGAGGCUGAUGAUGGAGAAACAGGAAAGACCAAAAAAGAAAAGGAAAAUUUGGCCACUCUCUUUGGAGAUAUGGAGCACUUAACAGAUGAAGAAGAAGUUCCUGCAUCACAGUCACCUGAAAAUAGGAUCCUCCCUGCUCCUGCCCCCAGGCGAGAGAAAACGAAUGAAGAGUUGCAAGAGGAAUUAAGGAAUUUGCAAGAGCAAAUGAAGUCCUUACAAGAACAGCUAAAAGUAACAACAAUUAAACAGACAGCAAGCCCAGCCCGUCUGCAAAAAUCCCCUGAGAAGUCUCCCCGGCCACCUCUUAAGGAGAGGAGGGUUCAGAGAAUUCAGGAGUCGACACGCUUUUCUGCGGAGCUUGAUGUCCCUGCACUACCAAGAACCAAGCGGGUGGCCCGGACACCAAAGGCUUCACCUCCAGAGCCCAAAAGCUCAUCUUCAAGGAUGACAAGUGUACCCUCCCAACCCCUCCAGACGAUUUCUCGGAACAAACCUAGUGGGAUAACUAGAGGUCAAAUUGUGGGGACCCCAGGAAGCUCUGGGGAAACGACUCAACCCAUUUGUGUGGAAGCCUUCUCCGGCCUGCGGCUCAGGCUGCCUCGAGUAUCCUCCACAGAAAUGAACAAGAAAAUGACCGGCCGAAAACUGAUCAGACUGUCUCAGAUCAAGGAAAAGAUGGCCAGAGAGAAGCUGGAAGAAAUAGACUGGGUGACAUUUGGGGUUAUAUUGAAGAAGGUUACGCCACAGAGUGUGACUAGUGGAAAAACCUUCAGCAUCUGGAAACUGAAUGAUCUUCGUGACUUGACACAUUGUGUGUCCUUGUUCUUAUUUGGAGAAGUGCACAAAGCGCUCUGGAAGACGGAGCAGGGGACUGUCGUAGGGAUCCUCAAUGCCAACCCCAUGAAGCCCAAGGAUGGUUCAGAGGAGGUGUGUUUAUCUAUCGAUCAUCCUCAGAAGGUCUUAAUUAUGGGUGAAGCUCUUGACCUGGGAACCUGUAAAGCCAAGAAGAAGAAUGGAGAGCCGUGCACACAGACUGUGAAUUUGCGUGACUGUGAGUACUGUCAGUACCAUGUCCAGGCUCAGUACAAGAAGCUCAGCGCAAAGCGUGCGGAUUUGCAGUCCACCUUCUCUGGAGGACGAGUUCCAAAGAAGUUUACCCGCAAAGGCACCAGCCUCAAAGAACGGCUGUGCCAAGAUGGCUUUUACUACGGAGGGGUUUCUUCUGCCUCGUAUGCAGCUUCAAUUGCAGCAGCUGUGGCUCCUAAGAAGAAGAUUCAAACCACUCUGAGUAAUCUGGUUGUUAAGGGCACAAACUUGAUCAUCCAGGAAACACGGCAAAAACUCGGAAUACCCCAGAAGAGCCUGUCUUGCUCUGAGGAGUUCAAGGAACUGAUGGACCUGCCGACGUGUGGAGCCAGGAACUUAAAACAACAUUUAGCCAAAGCCACAGCUUCAGGGAUCAUGGGUAGCCCAAAACCGGCCAUCCAGUCCAUCUCGGCCUCAGCACUCUUGAAGCAACAGAAGCAGCGUAUGUUGGAGAUGAGGAGAAGGAAAUCAGAAGAAAUACAGAAGCGAUUUCUGCAGAGCUCAAGUGAAGUUGAGAGCCCAGCUGUGCCAUCCUCAUCAAGACAGCCCCCUGCUCAGCCUCCACGGACAGGAUCCGAGUUCCCCAGGCUGGAGGGAGCCCCGGCCACAAUGACGCCCAAGCUGGGGCGAGGUGUCUUGGAAGGAGAUGAUGUUCUCUUUUAUGAUGAGUCACCACCACCAAGACCAAAACUGAGUGCUUUAGCGGAAGCCAAAAAGUUAGCUGCUAUCACCAAAUUAAGGGCAAAAGGCCAGGUUCUUAUAAAAACAAACCCAAACAGCAUUAAGAAGCAAAAGGACCCUCAGGACAUCCUGGAGGUGAAGGAACGUGUAGAAAAAAACACCAUGCUUUCUUCUCAAGCUGAGGAUGAAUUGGAGCCUGCCAGGAAAAAAAGGAGAGAACAACUUGCCUACCUGGAAUCUGAGGAAUUUCAGAAAAUCCUAAAAGCAAAAUCAAAACACACAGGCAUCCUGAAAGAGGCCGAGGCUGAGAUGCAGGAGCGCUACUUUGAGCCACUGGUGAAAAAAGAACAAAUGGAAGAAAAGAUGAGAAACAUCAGAGAAGUGAAGUGCCGUGUCGUGACAUGCAAGACGUGCGCCUACACCCACUUCAAGCUGCUGGAGACCUGCGUCAGUGAGCAGCACGAAUACCACUGGCACGACGGUGUGAAGAGAUUUUUCAAAUGUCCCUGUGGAAACAGAAGCAUCUCCUUGGACAGACUCCCGAACAAGCACUGCAGUAACUGUGGCCUCUACAAAUGGGAACGGGACGGAAUGCUAAAGGAAAAGACUGGUCCAAAGAUAGGAGGAGAAACUCUGUUACCGAGAGGAGAAGAACAUGCUAAAUUUCUGAACAGCCUUAAAUAACCCGAACUUCAGACAUUUUCCCACAGCCUUCCUGGCCUCCUGUGACUCUGGAAAGCAAAGGAUUGGCUGUGUAUUGUCCAUUGAUUCCUGAUUGACGCCGUCAAAAACAAAUGCUUGUUAAGCCCAUAAGCUUUGCCUCCUUACUUUCUGCCAUUGUGUUGGUUUGAUACCACAUUUAACAUUGACAUUUAAGUGGAAAACCAAGUUAUCAUUGUCUUUUCUAAGCUCAGUGUGGAUGAUUGCAUUACUUCAUUCACUGAAGUUUUUGCCCAAAAAUUGGAAGGUAAACAGAGAGAUAUGUUUCUGUAUCUUUUGGUUAUAGAGUGUUCACUUCUUUGUCAUAACAAAAUUCUAGUGCUUAUACGAACACCCAGAGGCAAAAGAAUUAAUUUAGCUUAAUUCUCACUCCAGGUAAGUUGCUUAACUCCUGGGCUUCAGUUUUCUCAUCUGUAAAAUCAGGAAGAUUGGACUAAGUGAUCCUGAAAUGUAUUUUUUAGCACUGGAUUUCUACAAAUAAUAAAACUUUUUCCCAUCUAGAUAAUGAUGAUCACUGCCUUUAAUAUAGUCUUGAUGUACGGACAUUAAAAGCCAGAUUUCUUCAUUCAA